AUCGUUCAGGGGCGGGGGGGUUGUCAGCCAAAUUCAGCACGUAGGAGUCUCAAAGGGUCCUAAAUUACCGUUACAAACAACAAAAACACCUCACCCAAACCAAACCAAUACAGUUAAGGGGAUGUUUGACUUUCUUUACGCUUUUAAAUUUUCACAGACCACCUGAACUUGCUCAGAAGGCACCGAUUCCAAGGAGAACUUGUGAAUACCUAACCCGUCUUCAUAGCAAACUAGUUUAAAUGUGGUUUGGAAAAGGGGCCACUGGAAUAUUUCUUUCUAGGUGUAAAAUUACUCAUAGCCGAUGAAUUGGACUUAAAGUGUAAUUUAUUCAAGCUAAAGUUCUAUAUAGUUUGGCCUCAAUAUAAUAGUAUUUUCCGAAAUUUCUUAAUCAAUGUUCAAGGUUGAAAUUUAAAUAUAUAAAUCUGUGUUAUUGUUAAUAUUGAGCUGGAUGUUAUCUGUAACAUUUUUAUCCUUAUGUUUUCCUUCUAGACAGGAUAUAAUUAUCUGUCAUAAUACUCCAAUUAUGUAGAUCAUCCCACCAAGUUCAGCUCAAGGAACUGGCCUGCUCUGGGUCACACAAGUGUCAGCCCUAACACAAGGGAGAAGAUACAUUGACAGCAACUCCAAUUUAGAUUAUUUUAAGCCAAGCUGGAUCUUUAAGAGAAAUCCCGCUACUUUCCACAUGGAAACUUCAGGCAAAAAAGGUUGCUGACAGUUGAAGACUUCCUCUCAAAGCUGUUUAAAUGAGAAUGUCCCUGGCGCAAAGAGUACUACUGACAUGGCUUUUUACAUUACUCUUCCUGAUCAUGCUGGUGCUAAAGUUGGAUGAGAAAGCACCGUGGAACUGGUUCCUCAUUUUUAUUCCAGUCUGGAUAUUUGAUACUAUCCUUCUAGUUAUGUUAAUUGUAAAAAUGGCUGGACGCUGCAAGUCAGGCUUCGACCCUCGGAACGGCUCCCAGAACAUGAAGAAGAAGGCCUGGUACCUUGUGGCCAUGCUGCUCAAGUUGGCCUUCUGCCUCGCCCUCUGCGCCAAGCUGCAGCGCUUCACAGCCAUGAAACUGGCCUAUGUGUUCAUCCCACUGUGGGCCUUGCUGAUUGGGGGUAUGGUUGAACUUGGAUAUAACAUCUUCUACGUACGGAGAGACUAAGCUGUGCUGUGUGGCUUUCAGUGCUGACAUGGGUACCAAAUUACUGGAUUGUUAUGGUUUUGCCACAAACUUGAUCUCCAGAUUAGAACAUCAAAUAAG
Molecule: messenger RNA, 1247 nt
Organism: Apus apus (common swift)
Lineage: Eukaryota; Metazoa; Chordata; Aves; Apodiformes; Apodidae
Gene: TMEM60
Product: transmembrane protein 60
Exons: 3
Coding region: 744-1148 (134 amino acids)
Source: RefSeq, a predicted model, not a curated record